Molecule: messenger RNA, 4290 nt
Organism: Amoebophrya sp. A25
Lineage: Eukaryota; Dinophyceae; Syndiniales; Amoebophryaceae
Source: the annotation of a GenBank genome assembly
CAUGGUGCUGCAAAACAUCAACCGCACCAGUCAACCUAGAAGAAGUUUUUGAAGUAAGAACUUGAAGAUCUGUAGUUGAAAUUUGUAAAGAAUCCAUCGUCCCCAGUAAGUAGUAUAGUUCAUAGCACUCCGCCUCCUCUGCUUCUUCUAGCAACGAGAUCAUAAGGUAGUAAAGCUAAAGUUUAUAUAAAAAAGUAAACUAAGAACUGCUAGAACACUAAGAACUACAACACCAAGUUGUGAACUAGUACUAAGGAGCGUAAGCUGCUAAGGACCGAGAACUACUUCUCCUAGAGAGCUUCAAGAAAAUGUACGCUUACGGAGUUCUAGCUGAGGGUACCGGGAGUGGCCCGCUCGGUCCCAUCUUGUACAACCGCAAUGCAGUCGACCCCAAAACAGGUAAGCCUGACCCUCGUGCCCUCCUUCGCGGCAGCCGCGACGAAGACAUGGCCACCGGUUCCAUUGUACAAUUGUGGCGUCGCCAAUGCCAAGCCGCACCAGAUCGAAACGCUGUGGGGUUUCGUAAACUGCUCAAAGUCCACAUGGAAGCGGAUCCGAAAGACACGUCGGAGAGUCCGAAGAAGUUUGAGAAGCUGGAGUUGGCAAACGAAGUCACUUUCUGGAACGCACGGGAGCACUUUAUGCGCGUCCGAGCAAUCGCUUGUGCCUUGAAGGAAGAAAAAAUGUUUUCUGCUCAUGACAACAAGGUCGUGAUCUAUGCCGAAACUCAAGCGGACUGGUUGUGCUCGGCUUUAGCUGCAAUGUCGCAGAACGUCCCGAUCGUCACUGUGUACGCCAGUCUCGGUGCUGACGGUGCUGGAUUCGCUUUGCAGCAGACUCAAGCUAACGUCGCGCUUGUGGACCUCAAAUUGGCCAAAAUCCUGAAAAAGAUUCUCAUGGAGCAAGAUAAAUCUGGGGACCAAGUGAGUUUCUUGCAAAACGUCAUUUUCAUUGGGUCCCGUGCUCAAGCGGACGCAGACACGCUUGCCUUCUUCGAAGGACGAGAAAAACAACAACCGGCCUCAAGCACAUUUCGAGUUCACUUCCUCGAUUCUUUGGUCGCAAAAUACAAUCAUGACGAUGGUAGCAAUACUUUUCUACAAGACAGUUCUUGGAUUGUCUCUACAACCAAAGCCUCCGAUCCAGCCGUGAUCAUGUACACCAGUGGUACAACCUCUGCUCCGAAAGGUGUCGUUCUGUCCCAUGGCAACUUGGCAGCUUUGCUGAAUUCCACGGAGCCUAUCCUGAAAACCGCGCCCAACGUACCGUCCGACGGAACUUAUUUAGCGUAUUUGCCUCUGGCGCACGUGAUGGAGCUAGCUACCGAAACGACGGCUUUGGUGAACGGCUUGUCGGUCGUCUACGGCAGUCCACAUACGAUUAACGAUAGUGGAGUGAAGCUAAAAGUUCCAGAAUCGAAAGGAGACCUUUCGGUUGUGCGUCCGCACAUCAUGCUCUUCGUGCCUGCCGUUCUAGACAAACUUUACGCAGGAUUGAACACAAUUUUCGAACAAAGGGGAGGAAUGGGUAUACUACUUAGCACUACUUAUACUAAGAUAUAGAAGUCUUACAUGUUUAGUUACAUCUAGAAGCAGUUUUCGAUUUCGUCCAAGUGUGAUGCAGUUAUACUUUUAGUGUCACGGAAAUUAUGCCUUUUUUCUUGUAACUUUCUAAAGUGAUCAUCGAUCAUCAGGAGAAUCUUUUGCGCUCCAAUAAGACUGUCGUUAGACUUCUCGUUGGGAUGUCAUCUCCAUGAUAUGCACAACUGAUCGAAAUCACCACAGCCAAAUAUCUCUACCUCGGUGCCUUGAAGAGUGGUAAACGGCGUUUGCACCGCAGUUACGCCACCAAAGCUGGCGAUGGUCUCGUCGACCCCCUUGUUGGCGCCAACUGCUUCUAUGAAUCCCUACUCAUGAAGAAGAUCCGAGCCCGACUCGGUGGCCGCCUUUGCGCUACCGUCGCUGCGUCGGCGCCAGUCUCCAAAGAACAACUAGAAUUUUUCCAGACUAUCCUAGGGUGUCCGAUGCGCCAGGCUUAUGGGUUGACGGAGACCUGUGGAGCAAGCUGUGUCGUGGACUGGCGUGACAACACACCAGGAAUGGUUGGGCCACCGACGAAGAAAACGGUAUCUACUUUUAUCCUACUUCAUGAUAGGAAUGUUCAGGUAUCUAUAGUAUCACAGAAAUACUGUCAGACCACGUCUCUACGGUCACCAUGAACGGUGAUAACAGGGACAACAGCAUGCAUUCUAGUUCUUGUUUUAUUCUUAGAAAGAAACUUUCAGCUUCGAAGAUCUUCUCACUUUGUUGUAACUCUAGUAGAAGUACGAGGACCCAAUUUUGAUGAAAAUAAGCAGUACGACCGGGUUAACUAUAUCAUCAUCAUCAUCAUACAGGUCGUUCGCCUUUUGGAUUGGGAGGAAGGAAAUUAUCGCAAUAGCGAUGUCAGAGAUCCGAAGAUUGCUGUGCCACGAGGGGAAAUCCUCAUUGGAGGACCCCAAGUCUGCCAGGGAUACUUCGUUCCCGGUCGUAGUUUGGACUCAGAAAGUUUGAGACAGGAAGAACGCAAAGCUGUCAGCUCGUCCAAGAAUGACGACAAGAAGAAUGUUGGGGCUAAUGAAGCUGCUCCGUCUACUGCUGCAUCCUCUACGGUUGGUUCUCCGACCAAGGUGGAUGACGAAGACGAAGAAAAAGUAGCAGAGGAGUUGGCUGAGAAAGUAGUCGCAGAAUUGGCCACUAGCUUGAGUCUGACGGAAGCUGACUUGGAAAUGGUGGGAAAAAAUCGCGCUGAAUUUUUCGACAAAGAUGGCUUCCGUUGGUUCCACACGGGUGAUAUCGGCUGCGUCACCCCGUCUGGCUGCGUCAAGAUCAUCGACCGGAAGAAAGAUCUGUGGAAAGGACCGCAGGGAGAAUACGUUGCUUUGACUAAGGUCGAGUCGGCUUGCAAGUUGUCACCUCUGAUCGAAAUGUGCAUGUGCUACGGUCUGCAGGGAGGUCAAUAUCCGGUUUUGAUGGUUGUGCCGAAUAAAAAGAACUUAAUGGCCCAACAAGCCACGACAAUCUCUCUGGAACAGCAAGAAGCUACUAUCUUAGCCUCCAUCGUAGCCGAGUGCAAGAAAGCGGGUUUGGUCGCUUUUGAAAUUCCGAAGAAGGUAGGCAUAUGCGAAGGAGCGUGGACACCAGAAAAUGGGUUGCUGACAGCGGCUAUGAAAAUCAAGCGUCCUGUCAUCGCUCAAGAAUAUAAGUCAUUGAUCGAUCGACUUUAUGCGGAAGCCUGAUAUGCUUGAUGUUGUACGUCGAGAGGAAGUAAUGAUAAUCAGAUGAAAUGGAGCUUGUUACUAGCAAUCAGAAAAGGUCGUUGUUGCUCGUCUUUAGUGUCCGGGCACUAGUGUUUCAUAUUUUUUUCUUCUGUCGUAUUUCUCGUGAAGAUCAACACGACAUAGUAUCCAUUGUUCUUGUUGGCCGCAAACAAAUAUCGACUACAUAGCAGCAAAUGUUUUGGUCUUUGGCAUGUUGACGUUUCUCUCUUCAUCAUGAUCAUGACGCACCACAUAUAAUAGAAGUUUAUAUCUUCGGAAUUCCACUAUAUCUUCGCAUCUUCAUGACUUCAAAACCUGUAACUUGCUUCGUAUCUUCUUCUUCUUCUUCAUCUAAAAACGGAAUUUCCCGUCUUCAUAGUACAUGGCACCUGGAAAAUCAAAGUUGUUUUCCAUCAGUCACUAUGACUUUGAUGAAGCAAAGACUGUCAUAUACACGCGCCACACUUAUUGACUAGCAUAUGUUGAAGCAAAGACUUUAAUGACCCACGACUGUGAAGAAACGAAGAUCAAGAUUAACAUAAUAGGAAUUUUCAAAAAUAACCAUACUUACAAGAAAACUGUACGCAUUUCAAUGUCUCUCUCUUUCCCCUGUAGAAAUGAUCAUUGUUGGCGCUUUGGCUAUUUUUUUUCCAAGUCGGCCGGGCUUCUCUACUCGAAGGAGUAGAUAUCUUUAACAUCCCUCAGUGCUGCUCUAGACCGAGGAAAAAAAAAACCGAGGUCUGGGGCGAGAGACGGGGAUGCCCUGAACUUGAACUUGAACUUUCCAAUCCCGAAGGAAUUUAUUGAAUCCCAAUUGAAUCCCAAAAGAUUAGAAAAAUGAACCGCGGGUUGGAGAAAAAUAUUUGUUUUUCUUGGCUCGACCCUACUACAGACCGGAGUUUAACCUUACAGAAGCUUGCCAAAAACCAUCCCUCAGGACGUUCUACUUUUUUUCUUCGAGUAAAUCGGAACUAAAUUUCGUUAAAUUGAAG